Cynoglossus semilaevis (tongue sole) is the source of this 3990-nucleotide messenger RNA. RefSeq names its product protein APCDD1. Bases 2019 to 3572 code for a protein of 517 amino acids. NCBI's taxonomy places the organism in Eukaryota, Metazoa, Chordata, Actinopteri, Pleuronectiformes, Cynoglossidae. The record is from RefSeq and is a predicted model, not a curated record. Gene Ontology annotation, cellular component: plasma membrane. Gene Ontology annotation, molecular function: Wnt-protein binding. The transcript is spliced from 5 exons. Gene Ontology annotation, biological process: negative regulation of Wnt signaling pathway.
UUCUCCCAAAUCCCAUCAUCCCAUUUGUCCGGAUCUUCUCCUGAACUUUCCCAGAUCAUGAGAAGAAGAAAAAGCACCGAGGGAGAAAAGAAGGUUGGACUUACAGAGCGUGAAUCCAGGAUUAGAGGAAAAAAAGCAAAUACCUUGUUCCACACUGGGGUGGACGUCCAAGAGGGUUAAGACUCCAAACAAUAGAAGUCAAUUACAACCCUGGACCAGCGGUCUUUGAUGGAGGAAUGAAGGAUUACUAGAUAAGUACAUGAAAUACUUGAAAGUAGAAUUCCUACUAUAUGUUAUCCAAACUUUGUACUUUUAAGUAAAUAAAGCCAAGUGUGUGUUUUUAUAGAGUGGCGUUCACAGGCCUCUAAGAUAGUCAAGAAGUUUAUGUGUGUUUAUGUGCUUUUAGUCAGAAUGAGGAAACCAACAUGGAGUUCACAAAAAGAUGUGUUUUUUUACCCUAGAGUUUUUACUGCACCAGCUAACAAAGAACAGAAGCUCCAUCUCUCUGACAAUCUUCAAACUAUUCUAUCAUUAAAAAAAGUAAAGAACAUUCAGGACACACAACAAAUAUCUCUGUGCCUAAGGUCAAGCAGAUGACCUUUAAACCUUCAUUUAGUUUUGCAUCAGUAACUACAAUGAUACAGUGAUGGAUGUAGACACACAGACUCAGUACCACUGCUGCUUAACCCUGUCCAUUCAGGAUGUUUAGAUAAACAUACAGUCAAACUGACGUAAGUAAGGUAUUUGUGUACAUAUGUUUAGUUUAAUGACUGAAGGAAAAGGGAGUUUUGGGGGCUUUAGUGCAGACACAACCGGUGUUCAAAGGCAUCAGUCUCUGACUGGAUGAAAGACCAAAAAGCUGGAGAGUCGCCUGAGGGUCAAAAGAUCAGAGAGGGAGAAAAAAAAAACUGCAGAGGGCCAUGAAUCGGAAAGAGGCUGAGACUCAAGGCCAAGGUCUCACACACGCACGCACACACACACACACACACACACACAGGUGUUGUUAAAUCUUUGUUCUUUCUCCCUCUGGGCAGACAGACGAGUUGAUGACAGGGUGCAUUAGAAUUUAAGAGCCACGGUCAAGAAAAUCUUUGUAAAAAUAUGUGGUGUCCGUCACAAAACUUGGAGGACGAUGAAAUUAAUCAACUGAAUUAAACUGAAUCAAUGAUAGAUUUAUAACCUGAACGGUGACUGUAGGUAAUGUGAUAUUGAAUCAGAAGCCAGUGGAGCUGCUGCAGGACAGGUGUGACGGGGUCGGUGGGGGGAAUUUAGACUUUGAAGUUUGGAUUUAAUGGUCUGGUUUGCAAAUGACCUUAACCUUAAAAAGACCGUGAUAAAGAUUUUUAUUACUUGAAGGGUUCGUUUUCUAAUCAGACACUGCGGAUCUGAUCAUUUUAAUUUUAACUUAAUUGAAUUAAAAUGGUAUAAAAUUCAAAUUUAACUUAAGGAGAACUCACUGUCUAAAGCGAGGGGGGGAAACACACGUGGUGCAGCGCUGACUCAGCUUGGAUUGGUUUAGAAUAAAACCAUGAAACGUUAUUAUGUUUCAUGUCUCAUACUCGACUCGAACACACACAGAGACACGCACACAGACACACACGCACCGCUCCACGCCCACAGGGUGUAUAGAGAGGCGGGUGUGAGGCGAGUCCUCUCUCUGAAGUCAACACACUCCCAAACGGCACUAACAUUCCAGGACGCACGGGGAUCGCGCGUAAAAGCGAAAACUCCGUGAAAUUCACGAACAGAAUGAUUUCGCUUUUAUGAUGUUUCAUCUCUAAUCUCUCUGCAGUCUCAGACUGUUUUUCCUUCUUCGCUCUGUUGUUUUGGACCUGUUGCAGCGCAGCGGAAUAGUUUCCUCCGGAGCCAACGAUGUCGCUCGGGCAUCUUUGGAUAACAGCGCGCCACGCUUUGGAUCCAUAAUGUAAAGAAUCUCGAGGAAAGAACGGAAUAAAGGAAGACGCUGCAUAAAGACCGGACUGAGCUGUGAGCCGUCAAGUUUGUUCUCGUCUCCAAGGAUGUGGUGCAGGAUGGUUCUGUCAUCUGCACUGCUGCUGCUGGCUGUUUUGGCCCCAGGUUGGGCAGUGGGGUCCCCUCAUCACUCAUCAGACGGCCACACCAGUCAUCUCACUCUAGAGAAAAGCCUUGGUCGUUCAGUCAAAGACUUUCGGUGCCAACACAUGUUGAAGCAUCUUCACAAUGGAGCGAGAAUCACUGUGCAGAUGCCCCCCAACGUGGAGGGUCACUGGGUGUCAACCAGCUGUGAGGUGAGACCAGGGCCAGAGUUCUUGACUCGCUCCUACAUUUUCUACCCUAACAACACCUUCCAGGCUCAUCAGUUCUACUACGAGGACAACCACUGCACCCGACCCACGUACACCCUGGUCAUCAGAGGGCGUCUGCGCCUGCGUCAAGUCUCCUGGAUCAUCCGCGGAGGCACCGAGGCAGAGUACAACCUCCAUCACGUACAGAUGGUGUGUCACACGGCCACCGUGGCCAAAGACCUGAGCCAGAGGCUUCUCCCCAGCUGCCCAGGGGCAGUAAAGGGCCCCUGGGAGCCCAAUGUCAACUACGAGCUGUGGAGCGAGGAGGGCUGCUACAACUGCUCCAAGGAGCUCAACUUUGCCAUGCACGAGCUGCAGCUGCUGAGGGUGGAGAAACAGUACCGGCAUCACAACCUGGACCACAUGGUGGAGGAGCUGUUUCUAGGAGACAUCCACACUGAGCCCUCACAGCGCCUGUACUACAAACCAACCAGCUAUCAGACGGCUCUGCAGAACACCAAGAACCAUGACAACAGCUGCAUCGUCUGUCGUAUCAUCUACCGCUCCGAUGAGUUCCACCCGCCCAUCCUGCCCCCACGUGCCGACAUCACUGUGGGUUUGUACGGUCAGUGGGUGAGCCAGCGGUGUGAGGUCCGCCCCGAGGUUCUCUUCCUCACCCGCCACUUCAUCUUCCAUGACAAAAACCACACAUGGGAGGGCUACUACUACCACUACUCCGACCCCAUUUGUAAACACCCCACCUUCACCAUCUACGCCAGAGGGCGCUACAGCCGAGGACUCCACUCCACUCGGGUCAUGGGUGGGACAGACUUUGUCUUCAAAGUGAAUCACAUGAGAGUGACGCCCAUGGACUUGGCCACCACCUCCCUCCUUAACGUCUUCAGCGGUGACGAGUGUGGAGAACAGGGGUCAUGGCAGGUGGGUGUGGAGCAGGACGUCACCAAAACUAACGGAUGCGUGGCACUGGGGAUACAGCUCCCACACACCGAGUACGAACUCUUUCGCAUGGAGCAGGACGCCCAGGGCAGCUACCUGCUGUACAACGGUCAGCGCCCCAGUGACGGCUCCAGCCCGGACCAGCCAGAGAAGCGGGCCACAUCCUACCAGAUGCCCCUGGUGCAGUGUUCGGCCAGCAGCCAUCAUUUUGACUACAGCCCUGGAGGUGAUGUUGACGGACCUCUGCAGCACCGUAACGGCUGCAGUGGGUGGAGCGCAGACAGCCAGGAAGUGGUCACGCUGACUUUGAUUGUCUCUCUCACAUCUUUACUCUUUUCCUGUCAGAGCUAGAGAGCAGCUGGACAACAACAGGUCAGAAAGGAGGAAAUAAUAAAAAAACUAUGAACAAAUAUUAACUUCUGAGGAGGAUGACGAAUGGUGCACUGAUCCUCUGAACUCCUUGCCAGUUACCAGAGACUCUGAAACUGCUGCACCACAGACACUGCACUUUACAGGGAAACCAAAGACUGACUUCUGUCUGCGUUUGGAAAAACACACAAAAAUGUCUGUAUAUCCACACAGACUUGAAAGUAUUUCAUACAGUGUAUUUACUGACAACUAGUGAGUCAUACCAAAUAAAACAAUAUCUGGUGUAUAACAAUGUUUUUCCAACACACUGACAGUAAAGAUACAGUUUAUACUCUACUCGUGAAUCAUUGUCUACAGUAAAUUGAACUUCUGUUUGUAUUAAAGCAAUUCUUUAUUAUUA